AUGACCCCCGAGGAGGGCGGCCGGGCCGCCGGCCGGGAGGGUGCGCCGCCGCGGGCGGUCGGCGGCGACGGCAAGGACUGUGACCUCCUGGCGCGGACGCCUUCGCUGGGUCCCGUGCAGAGCCUCAGGGCCCAGAUCCACCAGCAGAUCAACAAGGAGCUGCGCAUCCGGGCGGGUGCUGAGAACCUCUACAGAGCCACCAGCAAUGCCCGCGUCAGGGAGACGGUGGCCCAGGAGCUGCGCUACGUCAACUGCAGCCUGCAGCUGCUGAAGGAGGAGCUGGAAGAGCUGGGCCGCGAGGACGGGCCCCCGCCCCAGGGUGAAGGCGCCGCCGUCCCCAUGAUCCCCCUGGGGCUGAAGGAGACCAGGGAGCUGGACUGGUCCACGCCCCUGAGAGAGCUGAUCUCGGGGCACUUCGGAGAAGACGGCGCCUCCUACGAGGCAGAAAUCAGGGAGCUGGCUGAGCUGCGGCAGGCCAUGCAGACCCCCAGCCGGAGCGAGGGGGGCCUGCGGCUGCUCUCCACCUACUACACCCAGCUGAGCUUCCUGGACGCCCGCUUCGCCGCCCCCAGCAGGAGCCUCGGGCUGCGCUUCCACUGGUACGACUCGCUCACCGGGCUCCCGGCUCAGCAGCAGGCUCUGGCCUUCGAGAAGGGCAGCGUGCUCUUCAACAUCGGCGCCCUGCACACCCAGAUCGCCGCCCGCCAGGACCGCUCCAGCCCCGCGGGCGCCCGCCGAGCCGCAGAGGCCUUUCAGCAGGCGGCAGGAGCCUUCGGCCUCCUGAGGGACAACUUCUCCCACGCGCCGAGCCCGGACAUGAGCCCCGCCUGGCUGGCCUUGCUGGAGCGGCUGAUGUUGGCCCAGGCCCAGGAGUGCGUCUUCGAGGGCCUGGUGCUGUCCGCCCCCGCGGACCCCCACGAUGGCCCGGCCCAGCUGCGCCUGGCUCAGGAGGCCGCCCAGGUGGCAGCCGACUACGGCCUUGUGCACCAGACCAUGGCCCAGGGGCCCGUGCGCGACCACGCGCCCCCGUCCUGGACCACCCUGGCGCUCGUCAAGGCCGAGUACUUCCGCGCCCUGGCCCACUACCACACGGCCCUGGCCCUGUGUGACGGCGCCGGCGAGUGCCCUCUCGGCGGGCUGGGCCUCGCCGCCCUCCCUGACCCCGCAGUGGCCGAGGCAGAGCUCCCGCUGCAGCAGGUCUUCCUCGGGGCCCCCGCCAGUCCACGGCCCCACCCCACGCUGCCGCAGGAGCCCGAGGAGCGCAGGAGGCUGGGCAAGGCCCACCUGCGGCGCGCAGUCCUGGGCCAGGAGGAGGCCUGUCGGCUGCACGCCGCGGGCCGGGCCCUGCGCAGGGUGGACCCGCUGCAGGCCGUGCUGGCCCAGGCGCUGCGGCGCGCACUGACCAAGCACGCAGAGUUGGACCGCGAGGACGACUUCUCAGAGGCCCCCGAAGCCCCCGACAUCCAGCCAAAAACCCACCAGAGGCCGGCGGUCAGGACCCCCAGCUUCUCCCAGGCAAAGGCGGCCGACAUCUUCCACCGGCUGGGGCCGCUCUCCCUGUUCUCAGCCAAGAACCGGUGGCGGCUGGUGGGGCCCGUCCACGUGGCUCGAGGGGAGGGCGGCUUUGGCUUCACCCUGCGGGGAGACGCCCCGGUGCUCAUCGCGGCGGUUGCCCCCGGAGGCCCGGCUGCGGUGGCCGGCCUGCAGCGGGGAGACUACAUCGUGGCGCUGGAUGGGCAGCCGUGCAAGUGGUGGAGACACGCGGAGGUGGUGGCCCGGCUGAGGGCCGCGGGCGCCGAGGGCGUGAGCCUGCAGGUGGCCACGCUGCUGUCCAGCGCCGAGCCGCCCUGCAGGCUGCAGGGGGACCGCCGGCCAGCCCUUGGGAGGCUCCUGAGGAGCCAGAAGGGGUGCACCUGGGCCCCGCCCACACCUGCACAACCCGGCACUGGGCCCCUGCUCGGCUGGGGCCACAAGGCCAGGAGGGGCAAGAGCCAGGAGAGGGGUCCCCUGCCCCACAGCCCGAGUGGGGGCUCCCCUGGGGCCCCCCACACCAGGGCCCCAUGUGCUCCGGAGGCUAGGAUUGGGCCCCCGUGCUCUGCCUGACCCGGAGGACCCCAGGCCGCCUUGCCGCCCGCCCAGGGCCGUGGGGGUGCCUCUGGGCCACUGCCGCACGGGGGUCCCCCUCACCCCCGACACACGGCUGAGACUCCAGACCAGGUGGCUGGUCCCUGCAGGGGCAGCUCCUGGUUUGGGGAGCGCCCGGGCCGUCAGCCUAGCGGGGAGGGGCUGGGGACCCGGGUCCCUGCAGCAGGCUCUGAGGCCCUUCAGCUGGGGCGCCCCCUCCCUCCCGAGAUGCACCUGCUGUCCACACCCUGCCCCAGGACCGGCGCU
Messenger RNA from Talpa occidentalis (Iberian mole), 2391 nucleotides. It is a transcript of the gene RHPN1, whose product is annotated as rhophilin Rho GTPase binding protein 1. Gene Ontology annotation, biological process: negative regulation of stress fiber assembly; signal transduction. Gene Ontology annotation, molecular function: protein binding. The record is from RefSeq and is a predicted model, not a curated record. NCBI's taxonomy places the organism in Eukaryota, Metazoa, Chordata, Mammalia, Eulipotyphla, Talpidae.